Daucus carota subsp. sativus is the source of this 4536-nucleotide messenger RNA. RefSeq names its product paired amphipathic helix protein Sin3-like 2. Gene Ontology annotation, molecular function: transcription corepressor activity. The transcript is spliced from 24 exons. The record is from RefSeq and is a predicted model, not a curated record. Gene Ontology annotation, cellular component: chromatin; histone deacetylase complex. Lineage: Eukaryota; Viridiplantae; Streptophyta; Magnoliopsida; Apiales; Apiaceae. Gene Ontology annotation, biological process: negative regulation of transcription by RNA polymerase II. The coding region runs from base 214 to 4215 and encodes 1333 amino acids.
AAAUGAACCAGUCCCGAAUAAAAAUUACACCAAGCUCCUCUCUUCACCGAAAUGCUACUAUAACCAUAUUUCAUCACCUCUUCGUCUCUCUCGUCAUAUAACCAAACCCCAUUUACGUGUACUCUAACAGAGCUUCAUCAACACUGUUCAUCUCGUUUUCUUCGCUUAGAUCUACUUUGCUUUCUGAUUAUCUUCUCCGCUCGCUUCAUAGGUAUGAAGCGAGUAAGAGAUGAUUUUGUUGACUCGCCGAUUAAGAAGCCCUUUGCUUCUUCUCCUGCAGAAUCUCAUGGGCAACCCCAGAUUGCUGCUGGAGGCGGCAAUGGUGGCGGUGGUAGUGUCAGUGGAGGUGGCGGUGGAGGAGGUUCAGCUACUGCUGCAGCACAGAAAGUCGCAAAUGAUGGUGGAGGAGGUUCCGGUACAGGUGCUGGUGCAGGACAGAAACUCACCACCAACGAUGCUUUAGCUUAUUUAAAGGAAGUUAAGGACAUGUUUCCAGAUAACAGGGAGAAAUAUGACAAUUUUCUUGAUGUGAUGAAAGAUUUCAAGGCUCAACGAAUUGACACCACCGGUGUCAUUGCAAGGGUGAAAGACUUAUUUCGAGGGCAUAAUAAUUUAAUUUUUGGAUUCAAUACCUUCUUGCCCAAAGGCUAUGAAAUUACUGUCAUCAAGGAGGAAGAUGCUCCACCCAAGAGAUCAGUUGAGUUUGAGGAGGCAAUAAGCUUUGUAACCAAGAUAAAGACGCGUUUUCAAGAUGAUGAUCGUGUGUACAAAUCUUUUUUAGAUAUAUUGAAUAUGUACCGAAAAGAGCACAAGGGCAUUGAUGAGGUCUACUACGAGGUUGCUACACUUUUUCGUGAUCAUCCUGACUUGCUUGAUGCGUUCAUAAGAUUUUUACCCGAUGCUUCAGCAGUGGCAUCAGAACACAAGGCUACACUUGGCAGGCAGCAGUUGCACCUGUAUGAGGAGCGGACUCCUGCUAUGCUGACAUUGCAGGGUACACAAAUGGACAAGCAACGCUUUCGUCCAGAGAGGAUCGUUGCUCCUCAAACACAACGGGAUUCAAUUGUUGAACGCCCUGAUAUUGAUGAUGAUAAAACAAUGGUUAAGCUGCACAAAGAGCAUAAAAAGUCUGCUGAAAAGGACUGCAGGGAUAGGAGAAACCCUGAUCAUGAUCUGAAUCGUCUGCUUGAAAAACAGAAAUCUGCUCGAAAGGUUGAUAACUCUGGGGGCGUUUCAGUUUCUGGACUAUACAAUGACAAAGAGUCCUUGAAAAGCAUCUACAAACAAGAGUUUGCAUUUUGUCAUAAAGUGAAAGAGAGGUUACGGAAUCCUGAUGAUUACGAGGCAUUUUUGAAGUGUCUUCAUAUUUUUAGCAACGAAAUAAUUACAAGAAUGGAAUUACAAGGCUUGGUUGCAGAUUUACUUGGAAGAUUCCCAGAUCUUAUGGAAGGGUUCAAUCAAUUUUUGGAGCGCUGCGAGGGAGUUGAUGGAUUUCUUCAUGGUGUUAUAAGGAAAAAACAUUUCUGGAAUGAAAAGCAUGCUUUAUAUGGGGAUGCUUUAGAAGGGUUGGAGAUAAAGGACAUAAACAAUGAGCAAAGGCAUGAGCGGGAUGCUGCUAAAGAAAAUGAUAAAUUUAAGGAGAAGUAUUGGGGGAAAUCCAUACAAGAACUUGAUCUCUCUAACUGUCAGCGCUGCACUACUAGUUACAGGCUACUUCCUGAAGAUUAUCCAAUACCAUCAGCAAGCCAGAGAUCAGAGCUAGGAGCGCAGGUAUUAAAUGAUUACUGGGUAUCUGUAACUUCAGGUAGUGAGGACUACUCAUUCAAGCAUAUGCGCAGAAAUCAGUACGAAGAAAGUCUGUUUAGAUGUGAAGAUGAUAGGUUUGAGCUAGACAUGCUCCUGGAAUCUGUGAGUUCCACUGUUAAGCGCGCGGAGGAGCUGCUGAGUAACAUCAAUAAUGCUGUCGAUUUCGGUAGCCAAUUCCGUGUCGAAGACCAUUUCACAGCUCUUAAUCUGAGGUGUAUAGAACGUAUGUAUGGUGAUCACGGCCUGGAUACGUUGGAUAUAUUGCGCAAAAACCCUUCCUAUUCACUGCCUGUAAUAUUGGCCCGCCUAAGACAGAAGCAGGAGGAGUGGUCAAAGUGUCGUAUAGAUUUCAACAAGGUUUGGGCUGAAGUAUACACUAAGAAUCACUUCAAGUCACUUGAUCAUCGGAGUUUCUACUUCAAGCAACAAGAUUCAAAGAACUUGAGCACUAAAUCCUUUGUGGCCGAGAUCAAAGAGCUUAAGGAUAAAAGGCAGGAGGAUAAUGUGCUUCUAUCUAUAGCUUCUGGGUGCAAACAUCCUAUAAUUCCUAAUCUUGCGUUUGACUAUGUUGAUGUGGGUAUACAUGAAGAGUAUCACAAACUGAUCAAGUAUUCAUGCGAUGAAAUUUGCACAUCAAAAGAGCAAUCAAAUAAAGCCAUGAGGCUCUGGUGUACCUUAUUGGAGCCGAUGCUAUGUGUUCCUUCUCGUCUUCCUUGUUCUGAAGAUACUCAAGUUCCUUCAGUAUCUAAGCAUCAUGGAAUAAAAAUUGCUGGAACGUGUGUCAAAGGAAGAGAGAAUUUCAAGCAACUAAAGCCUUUAUCUAAUGGAGAGAAGAAUACUAACCCAAAUCAAGUAGUUUCCCCAAUUCUAGCCAGUUCUGUUGCAGCACCUGCUAUUGGAGAUGACAAAACAACUCCCGGAGUUGGACGUCAUGCAGCUGAGACCCCUACCAAACAUGCAACAGAAAAUAGACACGGAGUUGCUUGUAAUAUUGUGAAUGCACCUUCGUUGGAGCGUUCUGAUGUUUCAAAGUCAGUUCCAGAAGUGAAAGGACCUCUGAUAGAAGGCACUAGUGUCCACAAAGACAACAAAUCUACAGUUGAUACUCAUAAAAUUGAGAAAGAAGAGGGUGAAUUGUCACCUAAUGGUGAUUUUGAAGAGGAUAGUUUUGCUGCCUAUGGUGGUUCCAAUCUGUCACCUAAUGCAAAAAAGAGUGUUGAAGCUGAACACAAUCAGCCUGGGACUUUUAAAGAUAUUUCUUGUCAUGACAAUGGAGGCGAAAAUGAUGCAGAUGAUGAGGUCAGUGAAAAUGUUCCAGAGGCUGGGGAUGAUGUUUCAGGAAGUGAAUCUGCUGCUGAUGAAUGCUCGCAUGAAGAGCGGGAAGAGGAAGAUGAAGAACAGGAAGAAGAUGGUAAAGCUGAAAGUGAAUGCGAGGCUGAGGUAUUAGAUAAUGUACUUGCUGGAGAUGGAUUGUCGUUACCCCCAUCUGAAAGAUUUCUGCUGACCACCAAGCCACUGGCUAAACAUGAUGCAUCCACAUUCCAUGAUAAUGAAAAGAAUUCUUGCGUGUUCUAUGGAAAUGAUGCAUACUAUGUUCUUUUCAGGCUACACCAAAUUUUGUAUGAAAGACUAUUAUUGGCUAAACAACAUUUGUCCUCUGCUGAAAUGGAAAGGGAAAACAGGAAAGAUACUGGACCUGACCUUUUUGCCAGAUUUAUGAAAGCAUUGUAUGAUUUACUGGAUGGAUCUUCAGAUAAUGCAAAAUUUGAGGAUGAUUGUAGAGCCAUUAUUGGUAAUCAGUCUUAUGUUCUCUUUACUUUGGACAAGUUGAUAUAUAAACUAGUCAAACAGCUUCAAACUGUUGCCAGUGAUGAGAUGGAUAAUAAGCUUCUCCAGCUAUAUGAGUAUGAAAAAUGUCGACGACCUGAGAAAUAUGUUGAUUCAGUUUACUAUGAGAAUGCACAUGUCCUCCUUCACGAAGAAAACAUAUACCGAUUCGAAUGUACAUCUGUGCCAUGCCAACUGCUUAUACAGUUGAUGGAUGAUGGAAAUGAAAAGCCUGAAAUGGUUGCAGUUUCGGUGGAUCCCAAUUUUGCAGCAUAUUUUUAUAAAGAGUUUGUGUCCGUUGUCCUCAACAGAAAAGAGUCGCCUGGCAUCAUGUUGCGAAGGAACAAACGUAAGUAUGCGGAUUUUGAUGAAUCUUCUGCUAAAUGUGUGGCAAUGGAUGAUGUGAGGGUGAUCAAUGGUUUGGAAUGCAAGAUGACUUGCACGUCAUCCAAGAUCUCCUAUGUUCUAGACACAGAAGAUAUUUUCUGUCGUAAGAGAAGCAAAAUAGAAAAAUCUUCUACAUUGUUGCAGGAUGGGGCGAAAGUACAUAAAUUUCACCAAUUCUUAACAGCAUCGAUAUAAUGUACUGUGCCUUUUGGAAUGGUUAUAUAGUUGCAGCUAAAGAAAUCUGUGACACAAUGUACUGUCUAAAGGCGUAGCGAAAAUAGAGAGAUUUCAGGAAUUUGACGACAUCUUUGCAUUGUUCUGUAAAUGGGGCAUGGACUUGAACUAUGUUCUGUAAUGAGAUAAAUUGUACAUCAGUUUGUUUCUCCAAUUUGUACUGUACCUUCUAAUUCCCUGCAGAGAAAUAAAUCUGUGGGAAAAAGUACUUGCUGAACGAAAUUGUGCAAAAAACACACCGAAUAGAAAAGAAAUACAUCAAAAAGGUAUUAGACUGCAUAA